UAAGCGGAAAGGAAGAGGAAGCGGUGCUAACUUCUGACACGAGCCUGCCGACAUUAUCAUCCUGCGUUUCGACAGUUUCUCUGCAGCUUUUGUAACAGCGUAUUUUGGAUAUACCAGUCAUCAUUUGGCAAAUACAUCCAACAGUCACCACGGGGACUGAUAAUCGGGUAACAACAACACAAGAUGGCAAACAUGCUUCGAGGGAUUCAGGAGAUGGGCUCGCAUGCCAUGGAUAUCUAUGACUUCCUCCUGGCGGGAAUUGAUCAACGGCUGAUUGAGUAUCCACUGAUGCAGAGUCCUAUUUCCAUGUCUGUAAUUUUGCUGUGCUACCUGUUAUUUGUACUGUACCUGGGACCUCGAAUAAUGGCCAAUCGCAAACCCUUCCAGCUGAAAGAAGCCAUGAUAGUCUACAACUUCACGCUAGUCGCACUGUCGAUAUUCAUCGUCUAUGAAUUCUUGAUGUCUGGUUGGGCCACAACGUAUACCUGGCGAUGUGACGCAGUUGAUACGUCUGACAGUCCUCAAGCCCUACGAAUGGUACGAGUGGCCUGGUUGUUCUGGUUCUCCAAGAUUGUUGAGCUCAUGGACACAGUCUUCUUUGUUUUGAGAAAAAAGCACGGCCAGAUCACCUUCCUACACAUCUUCCACCACUCCUUCAUGCCCUGGACCUGGUGGUGGGGAGUUUCUUAUGCUCCUGGUGGAAUGGGAUCUUUCCAUGCCAUGGUGAACUCUUCCGUCCAUGUCAUCAUGUAUUUCUACUACGGCCUUGCUGCUGCUGGACCACGCUUCCAGAAGUUUUUGUGGUGGAAGAAAUACAUGACUGCCAUCCAGCUGACCCAGUUUGUCCUGGUAUCUCUCCAUGCCACCCAGUAUUACUUCAUGGACAGCUGUGACUACCAGUUCCCCAUGAUCCUACACCUCAUCUGGAUGUACGGAACCUUCUUCUUUGUGCUCUUCUCUAACUUCUGGAUCCAAGCUUACGUGAAGGGUAAGAGGUUGCCGAAACAGGACAAUAAGCAGUGUCAGAACGGCACAGCUGUCUACACCAAUGGCAAACACCACGAGAACGGCAACAGCAUCAACCACGGAGCCACCAACGGCACCAGCAAUGGUUCUACUCGCCACGAGAACGGCAGCACUCACUUGGGCAAGAUGAAGAAAGCCUAGGAUCUCUGGAAGAAAACACCCAAGAAGUAUGACCCAGUGAAUUUGGUGAAACAACUACGGAUUCCAAAGAUCAUUUUGGCUGUGUUUCUUUUCCUGUUUUUAGUUUUAUAUGCAAAACAUGGGGAAAUGACAUGGUCAGUGAUUUCCACAGUUGGGGUUCCACAUUCGGUUGGUUUGUUCGUUAUUUUCUUUGAGUUGGUAAAACAUUUAUGGAACACAAUAUAUGAAGAGAAGAUGUUUUUACCUGAAUGUUAUCUUCACUGAUGUUGCAGCAACCUCCUAGUUCAGUUUCACACCCUUGCUUUCACCCUACUUGCCUUCGCUGCUUAUCUGACACCCAUGUUCUCCUGACCCCUCCUGUGGACAGACGACUGUACAGUUUCUAUCAAACUUGAAAAUACUUUUUGUAAAUAGUUUUACAACACCAAAAAAAAAACAACUAAUUGUAUUGGUAUGCUUUAGACUUUCUAAAUUUUGUUACAUUGUGUAUUUAAAAUUUAAAUGCCAAUAAAUUCCAUUUCAAAUGAUCCUA
Molecule: messenger RNA, 1699 nt
Organism: Morone saxatilis (striped sea-bass)
Lineage: Eukaryota; Metazoa; Chordata; Actinopteri; Moronidae
Gene: elovl1b
Product: ELOVL fatty acid elongase 1b
Exons: 9
Coding region: 184-1167 (327 amino acids)
Biological process (GO): fatty acid elongation, monounsaturated fatty acid; sphingolipid biosynthetic process; fatty acid elongation, saturated fatty acid
Cellular component (GO): endoplasmic reticulum; endoplasmic reticulum membrane
Molecular function (GO): fatty acid elongase activity
Source: RefSeq, a predicted model, not a curated record